UAGAUCCGUUUUAAAAAUCCUCAUCUCAUGUGGGAAACUGGGAAUACAUCUAAGUUCCCUUUAUUCCUUUCAAUAUUUUUGGUCUUUUUUAAUGUAAAGAAGAACACUCUCAUUAUUCUGUUGGCUGGAGUGCAUUUUCUCACUGAGGAAAGAAGCACAGAGUUCUUUCAGCAAAGAUCUUCCAGGGAACAAAAUGAAAAGACUAAAUUCUCUGAUGCCGUGUUCUUGAUUGGAUUAUAUUAAUAAACUGCUGGCAAGCACAGCUUCAACUGUUGAGACGAUAUCAUCGACACCACAGCUCAUCCUGAUGGGUUGUCUUAACUUCACCAGCGGAAAUGAGACUUUGCCUGGCAGGCAUCCUUAUACUGUGCAGACCACUGUGCCUUUAACGAUCCUGGUGGGCAUCCUCAUACUGCUAACUGUGUUUGGCAAUGUCAUGGUGGUAAUCGCUGUGAUCACCAGCCGAUCCCUGAGAGCACCUCAGAACUUGUUUUUAGUGUCUCUGGCAUGUGCGGACAUCCUGGUUGCCACCUUAGUGAUGCCAUUCUCUUUAGCGAAUGAACUGAUGGGUUACUGGUACUUUGGGAAAGUGUGGUGUGAAAUCUACCUGGCUUUGGAUGUGCUCUUCUGUACCUCGUCCAUUGUUCACCUGUGCGCCAUCAGCCUGGACAGAUACUGGUCCGUCUCUCAGGCGAUCGAGUACAACCUGAGAAGGACACCGCGCAGGAUUAAAUGCACAGUCUUCAUAGUUUGGGUGCUGGCGGCUAUCAUUUCAUUUCCUCCACUCAUCACGAUGAAAAAGGACAAGGGUAAAGAAGACAGCCCUGAAUGUAAAAUUAAUGAGGAGAAAUGGUACAUCAUAUUCUCCAGCACUGCCUCUUUCUUUGCACCCUGCGUCAUCAUGAUCAUGGUGUAUAUUAGAAUAUACCAGAUUGCCAAGAAAAGAACAAGAGCCCCGCCAGGUGAAAGGCAGCGAGAGUAUGGCAACGCAGACACAAAGUGUGGUUUGGACCCCCUGGAGAGAAAAGACAGAGAAGGGAGGGAGGGGGAAGAGGGGGACGUGGAGGAAGAUCCCUCCUCGUCUGAUGGGAAUGAGACCAUCCUAUGUUCCCUGAAGAAGAAGAGGGGUAUGAGAACAACCAAAAUGGCUCAGGUGAAGCCUGGAGAAACCUGUCUGAAGCCAGAGGCGCAGCCCUGUGUGAGAGUGAGCAAGUGGAAAGGAAGGCAGUACAGGGAGAGGCGCUUCACAUUUGUUCUGGCUGUGGUCAUGGGAGUGUUUGUUCUUUGCUGGUUCCCCUUUUUCUUCACAUACUCCCUCACCGCUGUGUGUGACGCCUGCUGUGUCCCAAAGACACUGUUCAAAAUGUUCUUCUGGUUCGGUUACUGCAAUAGCUCACUGAAUCCUGUUAUUUACACUAUAUUCAAUAAUGACUUUAGAAGGUCUUUUAAAAAGAUCCUCUGUAAAAGGGACAGGAGAAGUUUAUAAAUAAGAUCUUUAAAUGUAAUGCAUUUCUAAAAACAGCAUUUUUUUGGUCAUCCAUAAUAAAGGCUCCCAUCAGUGUAAAUAUUGCAUUAUAAAAUAUAUUUAUUGAAUAUUUGAAAGAAAAUGUGAAAUGUAGCAUGUUUGUGUUUUAACAUUUUGUGU
Molecule: messenger RNA, 1645 nt
Organism: Cottoperca gobio
Lineage: Eukaryota; Metazoa; Chordata; Actinopteri; Perciformes; Bovichtidae
Product: alpha-2A adrenergic receptor-like
Exons: 1
Coding region: 308-1486 (392 amino acids)
Biological process (GO): G protein-coupled receptor signaling pathway
Cellular component (GO): plasma membrane
Molecular function (GO): alpha2-adrenergic receptor activity; epinephrine binding
Source: RefSeq, a predicted model, not a curated record